This is a messenger RNA of Chanos chanos (milkfish), 1461 nucleotides long. RefSeq names its product nuclear factor 7, brain-like. The transcript is spliced from 6 exons. Lineage: Eukaryota; Metazoa; Chordata; Actinopteri; Gonorynchiformes; Chanidae. The coding region runs from base 1 to 1461 and encodes 486 amino acids. Gene Ontology annotation, molecular function: protein binding; zinc ion binding. The record is from RefSeq and is a predicted model, not a curated record.
AUGCAUUCGGCUUUGUCUCAGCAGAUCCAGUGUCCGAUAUGCCUGAACCAUUUCAAAGAUCCCGUGUGCCUACCCUGUGAGCACUCUUUCUGCAGGGGCUGUAUCACCCGUCUCAUGGAGUGUAACCCUCACGACUUGCGCUGCCCAGAGUGCAGAGGCCCUUUCUCCCAGCACGACGUCCGCACGAGCCGGCUCCUGAGAAACAUGGUUUACGCGACGAGAGCGCAUCUAGAGGAGCACGAGGCCCUGAAAAAGAGGGUGGACAUGAUUGGCACGGCAGCCGCGACUCCGAACAGGGAUUCACCUGAGCUUAUUUGUCCCAAACACAACGAGCCAUUUAAACUGUUUUGUGAGACGGACCAAAAGCUCAUAUGUUUCAUCUGUAGAGAGGAAAAUGUCCACCAGGGGCACAAGUUCAAAACCAUGAACGAUGCGGCCAAAAUUAAAAAGGCAGAAGCAAACGCAGUGCUGAAGGUGUUAUUCAGUGAGGAUGAACAACUGACUGACAUGAGUAAGAAACAGCAUGACGAGAUGUCAAAAACCAAGAGCAAGUCCGAAUUCCUUGAGGCUAGGAUUUCUGCACAGUUUGCAAAGAUGCAUAAGUUCCUGACUGAGCGGGAAGGGGAGUUGAAGAAAACACUGAGGGAGAAUGAGCAGGAAGUAGUGGGACGGAUGGAGCAAAAUGUACGUACGAUGGAAGAGCUACUGUCAGACGGAAAAGAGGAGCAGGGGACUUUAGUUUCGGCCCUCGAGACAGACAAACCAGACAGCUUUCUUAAGUGGUGGAGUGAACAAGGAAACCGUAUGGUUGAGGGAAUGCUGAACGAGAGAAUUAAACCAAAGCUGGAAAAUGUUAGUGUGAUAUCUGACUGUCUCUCCCUGGGACCCUACGAGACUUACCUGCAGUUCUUUGCGUGGAAGGAGAUGCUGAGAACCGUCAAUCCAAUUCCUCGUCGUCUUACUAUGAAGGACAACGAUGACGCAUGUCUAAAAGUGUCCCCUAGUGGACGCUUUGUCCAACGGUCAAGCAAGAAGGGUAAAUUUUCCACUAAGAAGUAUAACAUGCCUUUCACCAGCAGCGCACAGUCUUUCCGUCAUGGACAGCACUACUGGGAGGUGGAGGUCGGAGAGAAACUCUCCUGGGUCGUUGGUGUCAGUGUGAAGGAAUACAGCCAUGCAGACACAGUGCUGUACUUCAGCUCUGAGGAAGGUUACUACAUCAUUCAGUACGGUAGCGGCACGGCAGCGGAGAGAGCGCUUACAGGCAUCGAGGAAAAUCUCCGAAAGAUAGGAGUGUGUCUGGACUGUGAGAGAAAUCAGGUCUCAUUUUAUAAUGCUGAAGGCAUGACUCUCAUCGAUGUGACGGAAUGUGAUUUUAACUCUCCUCAUUCACUGUGUGUCUCCCCUGGACUCUAUCAUGAUGGGAAGAACAGUGAUCCAGUAACACUAUGUUGGUAUUAA